UAUCAUCAUAGUUUGUUCAUCUUUACCACCUGGCAGUGUGAAGUUUCUGCUUAUUCCUUUACCAAUAUUUUUCUCUCUUCCCAGUUAAGUUUCUUGUAAAUUUAAAAUAUGAGUUGCAUAGAAUCAUGAAAUGCAAGGUGCAUGGUGCAAGGAGUGCCAUCAAAAUUUUUGGGGGAGCAUAGUUUGAGGUGUUUUUGAAUUUUUGAGAAGAGCACACUUCAAAGGGGUUAUGGAUUUUCGGAAUGAAAAGUUUCAGACUAAGAGACAAGAGGAAAACAUGGAACAUAUCGCAGUCAAGGUUUUGAUUGUCGUUAAUCGAAUAUGAAUCUGCUUGGUUUGAUCAGAGUCAUUUAUUCAUUGUUACUUAAUAAGAGCAAGCCCAACACUCAUCAAUUAUUGCCUGUUCCAUCUGCCUGGUAAUUGGAACAUUAAUAUGGCAGCCAGUUGAUAUUGCCGCUUUAUAUUUGAUUAUCGGCCUUGGUGGUGCAUCAGUUCAGUGGAGCCAUGAGGACCCAAGGAGCAAUCAGGGACUCCGAUGUCGUCGACGGCCUCAGUAUCGGCUACCUCAAGAUCUUUGGGGUCUGGGGAAUCAUCAAUGACUACAGGACAACAGGAAAGAAGAAUUUCAUUAUCAAGUUCAAAAUAUUUGUAACACUCCUACUCGCCGUGCCCUACAUUUUCUGCCAGAACCUGAGCUACUUUAUGAUUAGGGUAGACAUACAAAAGGCUACCUUUUUGAACUUGCACACUUUACCCGCUCUACAGAUGUGCUGUAAGAUUUUGAUUUUUUGGUUCCGAUUGGAUAGCCAGUCCAGACUGUACAGUUUGGCCAAGAAAGAUUUUAUUCAUGUGGCCGAAGACAAGAGAGAAGAAGCGGCAAAGAUUUUUAGGAAAAUAACGACCAAAGCCAAUCUGCUGUGCUAUUCAGCUUUCCUAGUAGAUCUGAGCAUCACUGCCUUCUCGAUAGCCGACCCCGGUAUAUCCGUGGACUACCUUCUCCAUGGAACUGGAAGCAUGACGGCGGUCGUCGGAGGUAGGCAGAAGAUAAUGGGGGGAUGGUACCCGCUUCCCAUGGCUAGCUGGCCCUACUACGAAGCAAUAUUUGUCUAUGAGUCGUUAUUGAUGAUCUGGUCUGGGGUCUUGUUGGCUCUCUACGUCAGCCUGUUCUAUCAAGUCCUCAUCUGCCUCCAUGCUCAGUUUACUGUUCUCAAUCUCCAAGUAUCGGCAAUAAAAAUCUUUCCUUCGAUCGAUGGUAACAGAAAAAAUACCUAUAACCGAGAUAUAUAUUCCUCAUUGAAUAAAGAACAAAUUUAUAGCUUUGUUAGAGAUCAUCAGAGAUUGUUGAGUUACGCCAACGAACUUCGGAGUGUAUACAAUCCGUUGGUAACAAUUAUUUUAGGAAUGGGUGUUUUCGUCUUGAUUAUUGGCGUUUUCCAAUUUCUGUUUGGAAAAGCGACUAAACCGAUGUUCAUAUUCAAAUUUAUGUUACUCCUGGCGUACCAAGGUAUUGAAGUCUCAAUGUUCUGCUUUGGGUCAUCGUCCCUUGAAACGGCCGUAAGUGCAGGAGAUGAAAGCUCAGACCUCCAGUUCGCUAUCUACAGCAGCGACUGGUACAAGGAGGAUAUCCAGUUUAGAAGGGCUGUCCAGAUGGUGAUGGUUGGCGCAAGGAAAGGUGUGACACUCACUGCUGUGCGGAUAUACCCUGUCAAUGUGGAGACCAUCAUGGCUGUAAGUUUAAAUGUUUUCUUAGAUUAUGCUAAUUUGGGAGGCAGGGAGGGCUUGAAGGCUCCUCUGGCCUGGGAAAGACCACCUACAGCCUAA
Molecule: messenger RNA, 1821 nt
Organism: Nezara viridula (southern green stink bug)
Lineage: Eukaryota; Metazoa; Arthropoda; Insecta; Hemiptera; Pentatomidae
Source: the annotation of a GenBank genome assembly